AUGUCUCUUGACAAGCAUCUAUUUGAGCUUAAAUUUGCCGCAAAGCAACUUGAGAAGAGCGCACAGCGAUGCGAGAAGCAGGAAAAGGUUGAGAAGGACAAGCUAGCUGCGUCUAUCAAGAAAGGGAAUCGCGAAGUGGCCCAAGUGCAUGCCGAGAACGCGAUCCGUAAGAAGAACGAGGCAUUGAAUUACAUUCGUAUGGCAGCAAGGAUCGAUGCUGUCGCCGCACGAGUCCAAACUGCUGCAACUCAAAAGCGUGUCACUGCAAGUAUGCAGGGAGUGGUGAAAGCUAUGGAAAGCGCGAUGAAGAGUAUGAAUCUCGAGAAGGUGCAAUCGUUGAUGGACCGCUUCGAGCGUGACUUCGAAAACCUUGACGUCCACACAGCUACCAUGGAGCGAACAAUGGACGGCACGACCGUGCUCAACGCCCCAAAGAGCCAAGUCGAUGCCCUUAUCCAGGAAGCUGCCGACAAGGCUGGCAUCGAAUUGAACGCCGAACUUCCAUCCUCCAUCCCGACCGCCGCCCCAUCACUCCCGGCCUCUUCGCAAAGCGUCGCCGAGAACGACGAGCUGACACAAAGACUCGCUGCCCUUCGAAAUAUGCAGAUGAGGAUUUUGGUCGGUGUUAAACGGGUCGUCGACUAUGCCGUCAAAGUUCGUGUCAAGCCGGAUAAGACUGGGGUGGUGACGGAGAAUGUGCAGCACUCCAUGAACCCUUUCGACGAAAUUGCCCUUGAGGAGGCCGUCAAGCUCAAGGAGAAAAAUGUCGCAAAGGAGGUGGUCGUUUUCUCGAUGGGACCUGCUAAAUCUCAAGAGGUGCUCCGAACAUCGCUAGCCAAGGGCGCCGACAAGGCCAUCCACGUCGAGAUUGGUGAUAAAGACGCCUUCGAGCCGAUCCAUGUGGCGCAGGUGAUCAAGAAGCUAGUGGAGAAGGAGAAAUUCGACGUUGUUUUCUGUGGAAAGCAGGCCAUUGAUGAUGACGCUGCCCAGACAGCCCCUCUCGUUGCCGGCUUGCUGGAUUGGCCCCAGGCUCUGUAUGCUAGCAAGGUGGAAGACGGCGGUUCCGGGUUCUUGAAAGUGACCCGUGAAAUUGACGGUGGUUUGGAUACGGUCAAGGUAAAACUGCCUGCAGUGAUCUCGGCCGAUCUCCGCCUCAACGAGCCCCGUUACGCGACGCUGCCUAACAUCAUGAAGGCCAAGAAGAAACCUCUCGAGAAGGUGACCCCGAAGGAUUUGGGCGUUGAUCUCACCCCUCAGACCAAGAUCUUGGAGGUUACCGAGCCACCCGUUCGUCAGGCUGGCGGUUUUGUCGAGGACGUGCCCGCCCUCAUCAACAAGUUGAAGGAACUCGGCUUUGUGAAGGCGAAA
This is a messenger RNA of Mesorhabditis spiculigera, 1368 nucleotides long. NCBI's taxonomy places the organism in Eukaryota, Metazoa, Nematoda, Chromadorea, Rhabditida, Rhabditidae. The record is from the annotation of a GenBank genome assembly.